Penaeus vannamei (Pacific white shrimp) is the source of this 1079-nucleotide messenger RNA. RefSeq lists its product as uncharacterized. The record is from RefSeq and is a predicted model, not a curated record. NCBI's taxonomy places the organism in Eukaryota, Metazoa, Arthropoda, Malacostraca, Decapoda, Penaeidae.
CGAAUCCUGUCUGAAAGCUGUAGUGCGCGUUUGCGUAAACAAAUUGGAAUGGAAUGAAAGAGAAGAGGAAAGAGAAGAGCAAUAACUGAUCUGGCUUCUGCAACACCUCCAUCUCUUUGCAGAAAUACGAGCCCAAAGGUUUCAUCGCCGAGAUCGCGAGCGAACGCCGUCGGGAGCCGAGGGUGUCCGUGCCGUUGUUCCUGGAGGAGGUGCCCUACAGCCGCAACACACUCCCUCCGCUCGUGUCUGUCGAAGUAAGGACCUCCACCAGCCACUACCCUGUGAAUGGGUUGGAGGUGGCCGCCCUCAUCCACACAGCCUGCCAUGUCUCCUUCAUAUCAGCGACGCUCGUGGGAGAACUUUCUAUGAGACAGGACGUCAUCCCAGACACCUCGGUCCCGCCCUCGCCGCUCUCCUCGGGUACGGGAGUGCCCUGGUUGGUAGAGGGCAAAUUGCGCUAUGUAGAACUGUCUCUCAGGGGUUCGAAACACGUCACGCAGCUGCAUGUUGCUCGCGACCUUCCCUCGGACCUGGUGCUCGGGGUCGACUUCCUCAAGAAGGCUCAGGUUCGAGUCAACUUCCCGGAGAACUGCAUCUUCCUGCCCAACGGCGGACAGGAGACCAAGGUGUCCUUCCUCAGCAACAAGGAAAUGAACCAACACCAGCGCCGCUCGAACGCCAACGCCACCACCACGCCCGCGAAGACCAGAGCGUAUUCCUCGAACUACUGACAGGAGAACGAUCUCCCCGGCCUUCACCAGUACAAGGACGCCCUUCCGCCUUCGCUGUCAGGAAAGGGGAAAUCUUAGGCUUUUGCUGACGAUGUAUUUCGUUCAGCUUAAUGGAAGGAAAUUCGAACUCAUGCCACCGAUGUGUGCCUUGUCGUAUGUACUACUCUUCUCAGCGCUCGCUUGAACACUAAGAAUAAGAGCAAAUUUCUUUGGAUUGCAGUCAAGAUACACGUGGUUAUUCAGGUCUUUGAAAUACAUUGGAAAAAGCAAGAAAAGAAGUGCAUUCUAUGUGAACCCAGAGAAUAAAUAAUGUCAUGCGAAAUAAAGAUUAAGAAUAUACAGUUAUGA